CUUCCUCUUUCACCAGACGGAAUGGACACCGUGCGGACGACAUAUAAGCCGCUCUUCCUCUGUGUCUUCCUGGCGGGGGGACUGUUCGCUGGCUCGGCCGGGGUCGUGGAGCUGCGGGUCCGAGCCGGAGAUACGGUCACCCUGCCCUGCGACAUCAGGCACCAGACCGAGACGCUGUGGAUGAUACAGCGGCCCCUGGAGAUGCCGCUAAUCGCCGCCGUCGCCCAGAUCAGCGGCUCCCUGGUCAUCAAGAAGGUGGAAGAGGGGUACCGGUCUCGCCUCACCCUCGUCCACGAACCCUCGACCCUCUCCGUCAGCCUGACGCUCGCCAACCUGACGGAGUCCGACCGGGCGCUGUACUACUGCGCCGGGAGAGUCUUCGGGCGGCUGCGCUUCGGAAACGGGACGGAGCUCGUCUUCCCCGAGGAACCAGACCGGACAGUGGUCAGUCCCAGUCCCUGCCUGACGUGCUGGACUCUUCUGCCCUCUGUGAGUGUGGUCUGUGUCAUCGUGUCCUCUGUCUGCGUUUUCUCCUGCGUUUCCCUUAGAAGAGGCAGUAGAAGCUCUGAGAGUCGCCCCCAGACUGGAGGACACAGCGAGAGACAGGACAGUCAGGAAGAGGAGGCCAGACUGCAGUACGCCACUAUAGAGAUCAGCAGACAAAACACGAAGCACAAAAAGAGAGGUGGCCAGAACACACAGCCCACUACAUAUGCUGAGAUCAAGCAUGGGAGACGUGUGUGACAGUAAAGUACACAAAAUACACAAAGAGCACUUAGCAGGACUGAAAAACAUAAUCAGGUUUAGUACUGGGAAUCAAAACUGAUAAAUGCAUAACAACCCAUAAAAAAGUAUUUUAUCAAGACUACUGGUCAAGAACUAGUUGAAGUACAUUUUUCUCUUUUAUCUUCAUUUCCUUUAUCUCCAGUUGUUUUGUUUGGCUGAUUUAAUGAGUAGGGACCAUCCAGACAACUUCCUCUGAAAUGAAAUCUAGUCAAAUUUGUUUCUUGAAAACUGGAAGGAGUGAUCCAGCAAUUUCUAAGAACAUAUUUCUCUGUAAGAAUUACUUAUGAGCUGAAGUAUCUAUGGAUUUCACGUCAAGAUACUUCUGCUUGGCAGCUACCUUGUAAAGUCCUUUGAAUCUACAUAGAUAAUAAAG
Molecule: messenger RNA, 1159 nt
Organism: Lepisosteus oculatus (spotted gar)
Lineage: Eukaryota; Metazoa; Chordata; Actinopteri; Semionotiformes; Lepisosteidae
Source: RefSeq, a predicted model, not a curated record